This is a messenger RNA of Dimorphilus gyrociliatus, 1561 nucleotides long. The record is from the annotation of a GenBank genome assembly. Lineage: Eukaryota; Metazoa; Annelida; Polychaeta; Dinophilidae.
CAUGAUAAAAAAGGGCCGUGAAAAAAAUGAUACAGCAGAAUUUACUAAUGAUGAUUUUGAGGGAUUUUGUAUCGAUCUGCUAAAUGCCAUAGCCGAUAUAGUUAAAUUUAAAUACAAAAUUUACCUGGUGCCUGAUGGUAAGUAUGGUGCAAAAGACGCUAAUGGUUCAUGGAAUGGAAUGGUUCGUGAAUUAAUAGAAGAUAAAGCCGAUUUGGCAGUUGCAUCUCUCACAAUAACAUACUUACGAGAGAGAGUAAUAGAUUUCUCAAAACCGUUUAUGAAUCUGGGAAUAUCGAUAUUAUUUAAAAGACCAAAGAGGGAAUCUCCUGGAUUGUUUUCUUUUCUCAAUCCCCUUGCUAUUGAAAUCUGGCUAUACGUGAUCGCUGCCUAUCUUGUUGUAUCGAUGAUCAUGUUUGUACUGGCCAGAUUUUCGCCAUACGAAUGGUACAACCCACAUCCAUGCAAUCCAGAUAGUGAUGAAGUAGAAAAUCAAUUUACUUUGUCUAAUAGUUUCUGGUUUGCCGUUGGAACUUUAAUGCAGCAGGGAUCAGACAUUAAUCCUCGAGCAGUUUCUACAAGAAUUGUGGGAGGUAUUUGGUGGUUUUUUACGCUCAUCAUUAUUUCAUCCUACACGGCUAACCUAGCUGCCUUUUUAACUGUCGAACGUAUGGUAGCACCAAUAGAAACGGCAGAUGAUCUCAUUCAGCAAAACAAAAUUAAAUAUGGAACAAUCGACGGUGGUUCCACUAUGACUUUCUUUAGAGAGAGCAAAAUCAACACUUAUAAAAGAUUGUGGAGCAAUAUGAAUAGUAACAGUAAGCAAGUGUUCGUCAGUAAGAGCGAAGUGGGUAUUGAGAAAGUACUUCAAGGCAAUUAUGCAUUCUUUAUGGAGAACACUAUGAUAGAUUAUGCAGUACAAAGGCACUGCGAUCUGAUGCAAGUAGGAGGUCUCUUAGAUUCGAAAGGGUAUGGCAUUGGGAUGCCCAUAGGUUCAUUUUACAGAGAUCAAAUAUCAAUGGCUAUACUCAAUCUUCAAGAGAACGGUCAAAUACAAGUCUACUAUAAUACUUGGUGGAAAGGAGACACAACUUGUAAUAUGGACGAUAAAAAAGAUUCGAAAGCGUCAUCAUUAGGCGUUGCCAACGUUGGUGGAAUAUUCGUUGUAUUGAUGGUCGGCUUGUGUUUGGCAAUAAUCACAGCCAUAAUCGAAUUCGUUUGGAAUUCGAGGAAGAACGCAAGGCACGAUAGGGUAAAUUCAAUUAUGAUAGAAAAGUCGCGUAAAACUUUUACUCCUGUACAUGCCUAUAAGCAAUCCCUCUGUUCGGAAAUGGGAGAAGAAUUGCGAUUUGCGAUCCGUUGCCACGGUUCAACUAAAAAGCCAGCUCUCCGACGCCAGUGUUCCAGAUGCGUACCGACCGCUCCUGAUGCUUGUACCAUCGAUUCACCGAACGGUAUUAUUCAAUUGAGAGAGUUACGACGCUCUUCCCGGACACAUCACGUUGAUCACUGGCAUUAUCAAGAACCUCCAGAAACGGUUAAUGAAUACAAAGACACUCGAUAG